This is a messenger RNA of Octodon degus (degu), 780 nucleotides long. RefSeq names its product lymphotoxin alpha (gene Lta). The transcript has 4 exons. Gene Ontology annotation, biological process: immune response. Gene Ontology annotation, molecular function: tumor necrosis factor receptor binding. The record is from RefSeq and is a predicted model, not a curated record. Bases 76 to 669 code for a protein of 197 amino acids. Lineage: Eukaryota; Metazoa; Chordata; Mammalia; Rodentia; Octodontidae. Gene Ontology annotation, cellular component: membrane.
CGCUGUCACAGCCGCUUCCUCUAUAAAGGGACUCAAGCUCCCUCUGGGCCCAGGCCCGCACAGCAGGCUCUCCCCAUGUCACCACCUGGACGCCUCUACCUCCCGAGGGUGCAUGGCGCCUCCCUCCUCUUCCUCCUGGGGCUGCUGCCCGCCCUGCUGCUGCUUGGGGCCCAGGGACUCCCCGGUGCCGGCCUCCCACCCUCAUCUGCCCACACUGUCCGGAGGCACCUGGGCUAUGGCUCCCUCAAACCUGCAGCUCACCUCGUUGGAGACCCCAGAACCAAGAGCUGGCUGCGCUGGCGAGCAAACUCGGACCAGGGCUUCCUCCUCAACGGCUUCUCUCUGAGCAACAACUCCCUCCUGGUCCCCACCAGCGGCCUGUACUUCGUGUACUCCCAGGUGGUCUUCUCGGGGCAGAGCCACUCUCCCAAGCCCCUCUACCUGAGCCACGAGGUCCAGGUCCACACCUCCAGGUACUCCUCCCGCCUGCCUCUGCUCAGCACCCAUAAGAACGUGGACCCAGGCCCUGAGGGGCACUGGAUGCGCUCCAUGUACCAGGGCGCCGUGUUCCUGCUCACCAAGGGCGACCAGCUGUCCACGCACACCGAAGGCCUCCCCUACCUCUUCCUCAGCCCCAGUAGCGUCUUCUUCGGAGCGUUUGCUCUGUAGAGCUUGGAAAAACUCAAAAAGGAAAAGAAUUUUAGGUUUCAGGGCCUCCUCGCCACUUUGCCUCCAUUCUGACUGUUGGAGGGGCACCCCCCCUUGCCCCUCGCAGCAGCU